Molecule: messenger RNA, 1048 nt
Organism: Podarcis lilfordi (Lilford's wall lizard)
Lineage: Eukaryota; Metazoa; Chordata; Lepidosauria; Squamata; Lacertidae
Source: the annotation of a GenBank genome assembly
AUGAAGUUAAUUAUCUCUAAGAAAAAAGUGAGGGAUGAUGGCCCCUCCACCUCUGAUGCCAGGCCCUACAGGGCCCUUACUAAGAAGAAAAAGCGGGCAUACACAGAGGAGCUCACUGCUGAGAGCGAUUCUUCCCAGUCCAGUGACGACGAUGUGCAGGAAUUGCUGCGUCAGAACCGCAUCCUGCAGCGUCGCCUGGCUAGGGCUAAGGAGCGCUUAGAUAAGUCUAAAUCCCCUUGUUGACGCUCCCGCGAGGGUAGGCGUAGGCAUAGGUCACCGGUUUCGAGUUCAUCAGACAGCUCCUCCAGCCCUGAUUCGCGCAGAACACGUCGCAGGAAGAAGAGGUCUUGCAGAUCGAGGAAGCAUGGGCGUACGUGCAGGAGGGACUCUUCUGAUUCUUCAGAUCUUUCAGGUACGUGUGAUUCCUCCUGUGGCGAGUCGGAAGAACGGUGCAAAGGGUACUGGGUUACUACCCACAAGGCCCCUGGCCUGCCUAGUUGGAUUUGGGAAUGUCGCACCCGGCGCCAUCGCCGUGCCUUUGGGGCCAAGGAACCAUGUGGGGAGGAUGGGCUUGAUGCAAAAGGGCAGGUGCGGGCAUCUAACUUCAAGACCACAGAUCAGCCUCCUGGCAUCCGGCUUAAAAAGAAUAUACGCAACCGCAUUCUAAAUGGGGAAUUUGUGGACUUGUUUGCCCUGCUCUCCCCAGCUUAUUCUUGUAGUUCCAAGUUUAAGCCUGAAUCACGUCGCAAGAAGGAGAAGGCAGUGGAUAUAGAUAGAACUUUUGACAAUUGGCUAGCUGCUUUCGCCUCUUACAUGGGUUUGGUGGCCACUGCUUACCCAGAUAGGCCUUGGCACUUGGCUAACUAUCUGGGCAUUAUCUUAAAGGCCAAAAAAAUGGCAGGGGACUCAGCGGCUUUGGCUUACGAUGAGCUGUUCCGUGAGAGGGCUGCUGAAGAACCCACGGCCCGUUGGAACAUCAAGGAUAAUGAUCUUUGGUCCGAAGUAGUGGCCCCAAACUUCCAAAAAAGGGCUUUUGGGGAGAAGUCAG